Tinamus guttatus (white-throated tinamou) is the source of this 2177-nucleotide messenger RNA. Lineage: Eukaryota; Metazoa; Chordata; Aves; Tinamiformes; Tinamidae. The record is from RefSeq and is a predicted model, not a curated record.
GGUUCAGCGCCCGCGCCAAGGACAUGAAUAACCUGGAGGAAGGCGUGGAGUUCCUCCCCGCCAUGAACUCCAAGAAGAUGGAGAAGCGCGGCCCCAAGCGCUGCGUCGUCGUCGGCAUCGCGCUCGUCGUCUCCCUCCUCGUCUCCCUCGUCGUGGGCCUCCUGGUUUGGCACUUCAAAUUCAGGAACGCGCCCGUCCGCAAGGCUUUCAACGGCAACUUGCGGAUCCUCAACUGGGAGUUCCUGGACGCCUACGAGAACUCCAGCUCGCCGGAGUUCGCCGUGCUCGCCAGGAAGGUGAAGAGCACGGUGGAGGACAUCUACCGCAGUCACGCUGACAUUGGGCCCUACCACAAGGAGACAGCGAUCACCGCGUUCAGCGAGGGCAGCGUCAUUGCCUACUACUGGUCGGAGUUCGUGGUGCCCGCGUACCGGGAGCAGGCGCUCGACCAGGCCAUGUCCGAGAAGCAGAACCUGGUGCAGAGGCUGAACCCGCGGCUGCGCAACCCCGCGCUCAGGGUGGCGGAGGUCGUCGCUUUCCCUGUUGACCCCCAGAUAGCUCGUUCCGCCCGAGACAAUAGCUGCAUCUUCGCCCUGCACGCCAAGGAAGGGGAGGUCACCAGCUUCACCACGCCGGGCUUCCCCAACAGGCCCUACCCCAACAACGCGCUCUGCUACUGGGCCCUGCGGGCCGACGCCAACCACGUCAUCAGCCUGACCUUCAAGACGCUCGACCUGGAGCAGUGCACGGACCGCAGCGACUACGUCAAGGUGUACAACUCGCUGAGCCCCGUGGAGCACGACGCCAUGGUGAGGCUCUGUGGGAAUUACGCCCCUACCUACAACCUGACCUUCUUGUCCGCCCAGAACGUCAUGCUGGUCGCGCUGGUCACCAACAAGGAGGGGAGAUACCCUGGCUUUAAGGCCGAGUUCUUCCAGCUCCCAAAGAUGAAAGCGUGCGGCGGGACCCUGAAGGGGGAGAGCGGCACCUUCACCACUCCCUACUACCCUGCUCACUACCCCCCGACCACCCACCGCGUCUGGAGCGUGCAGGUGCCCUCGAAGCAGAACGUGAAGGUGCGUUUCAACAUGUUCUUCGUGCUGGAACCGGGCAUCCCCGUGAGCUCCUGCACCAAGGACUACGUGGCCAUCAACGGCACGAGGUACUGCGGGGAGCGCACGCAGUUCGUGGUGGCCAGCUCCAACAGCAAAAUCCAGGUGCAGUUCCACUCGGACGCGUCCUACACCGACACCGGCUUCUCCGCCGAGUACCUGUCCUACGACUCCAGCGACCCCUGCCCCGGCAAGUUCGCCUGCAACACGGGCCGCUGCAUCGACACGGCCAUGCGCUGCGACGGCUGGCUGGACUGCACGGAUGGCAGCGACGAGAGGGGUUGCACCUGCACCGAGGAGCAGUUCAAGUGCCAGAACGGCUGGUGCAAGCCCAAGUUCUGGGUGUGCGACACCGUGAACGACUGCGGCGACAACAGCGACGAGCUCAAGUGCAGCUGCUCCGAGGAGAGCUUCAAGUGCGACAACGGCAAGUGCAUCCCUGCGACGCAGAAAUGCGACGGCAGCGACGACUGCGGCGACGGCAGCGACGAGGGCAGCUGCAACAGGGCCGCUGUGAAGGUGUCCUGCAAGGACUACACGUACAAGUGCCGCAGCGGGGACUGCAUCAGCAAGCAGAACCCGGAGUGCGAUGGCGAGAAGGACUGUGAGGACAACUCCGAUGAGGACAACUGCAGUGAGUGCCCCUGGGUCGCACGGGAGGGCUUCUGUGGGUGCCAGCGGGGUCUGUCUGCCCCUCGGCUGGCGUGGGGGGACCGCAGCGGCAGCAACGUGCAAGCGCGCGCCGUGAAGCGCAUCACCACCCACCCCAGCUUCAACGACUACACCUAUGACUACGACAUCGCCGUGCUGGAGCUGCAGGAGCCCGUCACCUUCUCCUCCGUCGUCAAGCCCAUCUGCCUCCCCGACGCUACCCACAACUUCCCUGCCGGCAAGGACCUGUGGGUGACCGGCUGGGGAGCCACCGUGGAAGGAGGGCACCCAGCCGCCUCCGCCGCUCUCCCUGUGGAUGUGACAACGCUGGGGUGGCCUCACCUUCCGGAGGCAACGCCGCUCCGCUUCUCCCUCCGCCGGGAGAACAUCUGGGAUCGGCUCAGAUCCCGCUAG